AUGGAAUCUGAAAAGAAGGCCAAAGAACAAACACAUGGGAGCUUCGAUCCGAGAAUUAGGGAAACGGAACCUUUAUUCCAAAUGGUAGAAGCGGAUUGGUCGCAGCUCCGUAAAGUCUCAAAUACCAAGGACAAAGACGUCAAGCCUGUUACUUUUGUUGGGCAUGGUUUCCCGAAGGUGAAAGAUUCUGAAGCCGGUAAAGCUGAAGUGGAAGCUAGCUAUAGAGAAGCAUCUGAUUCGGAAUGGGAUGCUUAUCAAGCUUUGAAACAGAAAUCUGAGCCAUCUCCCGAAAAACGCAACAAUCCCUCCAAGAGCGACCUGUACAGCAGACGCCCGAAACGGGCUCAGGUUUGA
Cylicostephanus goldi is the source of this 354-nucleotide messenger RNA. The record is from the annotation of a GenBank genome assembly. Lineage: Eukaryota; Metazoa; Nematoda; Chromadorea; Rhabditida; Strongylidae.